CAAUCUAAAGCCACAUCACUCCAUUGUAAUAGUGGGUUUUACCUGGAUACCGUGGUAAGGAAGCAAUGGUCCGGUUUCAUGCAACUGUAGGACCGUAUCUCCCGCUUCUGUUUUAGGACUUGGCUAUGGAAUAGAAGAAAGGUUAAAAAUGCUCCAGAACGCUGAAGCAGAGCAGACAUUUAGCCUGUGGCAAAAGCCACUUUCUACCCCUUUUACUUCCGUUACUCAUCAGCUUGUAGAUUUUCAGUGGAAACUGGGCAUGGCUGUGAGCUCCGACAGCUGCAGAUCUCUCAAGUAUCCGUACGUGGCAGUGUUGCUGAAGGUGGCAGAUCAUUCUGGCCAAGUGAGCAGCAAGUCCAUUGAAAUGACAAUCCCACAGUUUCAGAAUUUCUACAGACAGUUCAAGGAAAUAGCUGCUGUAAUUGAGACUGUGUGAGAUCUGAUUCAUGAUUCUAAAGUGAUGGACUCUUCCUUCCAGAAGAGCACUGCAUAUGGAUCACAGGAUAUUUAAACGGUGAAAAUUUGGCUUCUCGGGUUGGAGAGAUGGCUUGGAGGUUAAGAGCACUGGCUGCUCUUCCGGAGGUCCCAGGUUCAAUUUCCAGCACCCAUGUGGACGCUCACACCUGCCUGUAACUCCAGUACUGGAGGCCCCGACACAUGCAGGCAAAACACCAAUGCAUAUAGAGUAAAAAUAAUUAAGAAAAGAAUUUCGGGCUAGAGCAUUGACUGGUCUUCCAGAGGUCCUGAGUUCAAAUCCCAGCAACCACAUGGUGACUCACAACCAUCUGUAAUGAGAUCUGAUGCCCUCUUCUGGUGUGUCGGAAGACAGCUACAGUGUAUAUAUAAAUAAAUCUUUUUUUAAAAAAAUGAUUUCACUUCUAAUUUUUAAAAAUAAGUUUUAAAAAAAUCAGAUAAACCCUUAUUUUAGAGCUGACCAAUAUUUAGCCUGGUCAGUGAGCUAAAAGUGAGUGCGUUGACCACUAAUGUGUGUAAAUUAUGUGUUAUAUCUUCAUAAACAGAUAAGUAGGGAUAUUAUUAAAUCGAACUCAGUUCUGUGUAUUAGAAAAUUUUCGGGGCUGGGGAUUUAGCUCAGUGGUAGAGCGCUUACCUAGGAAGCGCAAGGCCCUGGGUUCGGUCUCCAGCUCCGAAAAAAAAAAAAAAAAAGAAAAAAGAAAAAAAGAAAAUUUUCAAAUCUUACUGAUAACAACUAACUAUAAAUAAAAUCUUGUCUAGAAUUUAUAUGAAGUUAAGAAAGUAAUAAUCGAUUAAAACUGCUUUACAAAUUCAGUUUUAUGACAUGCCUCAUGAAAUAAAGAAAUUAUUGAAUUAGUGAGAAGAAUAA
This is a messenger RNA of Rattus norvegicus (Norway rat), 1342 nucleotides long. RefSeq names its product COMM domain containing 6 (gene Commd6). NCBI's taxonomy places the organism in Eukaryota, Metazoa, Chordata, Mammalia, Rodentia, Muridae. Gene Ontology annotation, cellular component: protein-containing complex. The record is from RefSeq and is a predicted model, not a curated record. Gene Ontology annotation, molecular function: NF-kappaB binding.